Molecule: messenger RNA, 645 nt
Organism: Phyllotreta striolata
Lineage: Eukaryota; Metazoa; Arthropoda; Insecta; Coleoptera; Chrysomelidae
Source: the annotation of a GenBank genome assembly
AUGCAGCUAUUGUUGUACGAAUCUUCCGAAGUCCACAAUUCCUCCUGUUACAAGAGAACGCAACAGUCCAUAAAGAAAUGCACAGGAGUUUACAAAACCACGUACGUAACCGUGCAAAAUUUUAACAUAAUAUUCGGUAAACUCCUGUUUGCUAGAUUGGUGUUGAUUUAUUGCGAAAUUAUGGGCAUAUUCAUGAUAAUUGUGCAGAGGCUGUUUGGCUCAGCGCCCAAAUUCGAACUGUUAUUUAUAGCCCUAUACGUUGCGAUUGUGGAUACAUUUUUCGUGGUGCGUUCGAUAAUUUCCUGCGAGAAUGUAGAAAAUGCCGGCGCUAAAUUGGGCGUUCUGUGCAGGAUUUUGUACACGGAAGUGCAAGAUCCGCGACUCAAGGAGCAACUCAACGAUUUGGCCAAUCUGAUAGCGGCCUUGCCCCUGAGCUUUUCGGUAUCGGGAUUUUUCAAGCUCAACAAACAGCUCAUUCCGAGCUUAAUCAGCGGCAUCACCUCCUAUCUGAUCAUUAUGAUACAAUUUAAGUCUCAAGAGGCUUGUAAAUAAAGGUUUAAUUUCUCGUAUAUUCGAUCGUUAAACGAUUUUAUAGUAAUUUUAUUAAGUAAAAGGGUCGUUUUAGUAAAAUAAUUGUCACUUGUC